AUGGCCAAGCAUCAUCACUCCAAAAAGAUUGAGAAGAGCAGUGCCUCGUCCCAAAGCUCAAAAGCAACCAAGAAGCAUAUUCCAACCCACAUCAUCCCCCCAAGAACCUACAAGCCGUAUCAAACAACAAGCUUGGAAACUCCGCUAUGGCAUCUCAUUCUACAACCAUUAUGUCUCAGCUGCUUGCGACCUGUGUUGGCUAGUCUGUACAGACUUCGUGGCAUGGUCGCACAUCCAAUGAGGAUCAAUAUCGUUCCAAACUUUAUCGCAUGUUUGUUGCCAGCCCACCUCGCCUCUACUGCAGUGGGAGAUUUGAUCUUGCUGGUUCCGAUCCUGGUAUUUAUUCUACGAGGAGCUCAUUACACCUUUAUUGCGCCAUCUCUGGAAUUGGGUGGCUACAUGUCAGCCUAUUGCAUAUUUGUGGCAUACUUGACAGCCAACAAAUCCAAUUCCCUGUUUACGUGGUUGUUCGGGAUUCCCUAUGAGCGUCUCAUUGGGUUGCACUGGUUCUCCUCUGUGGCUGGAGUUGUCCUUGGCACCUUUCACUGCUAUGUGUCCUUCGUAUUUGGAGGAGAUGACAAUGGAGAUUCGAGAUUCUCUAAAGCUGUGGGAAGCACCCCAGACUUUGGCAAGUUUCUUUUCGACGGGGUAAACAACUGGUCUGGAACCAUCUUGCUCGAUGCCAUGGGAGCCAUGGUCCUGAUGAGUUUCUUUCAAUUCCUUCGCCGCUAUGCCUUCAAUAUUUGGUAUUUCCUUCACAUGGUCUUUGGCAUUUUGAUUCUGGUCAUGCUAUUCCUCCACAGUGUUCCAUCGGCUGCCUUUGUCACCGCCUGGUGGGCCUUGGACUUACUUGUUCGAUAUGCCGUCAUGGCCGGCCUCAAGAAUGUGACUCGUGCCAGACUUCGCGUCAUUGGAACCCAACAUCGAGGCAAGACGGCUCGUUUGGUGGAACUUAUUGUGGAGAAACCAGCAGGAUUCCAAUACAAUGCCGGGCAAUUUGUUCGCUUGGCAGUUCCAGCCAUAUCCACUGUGGAAUUCCAUGCCAUCUCCAUUGCCUCUGCUCCAGAUGAAGAAUAUAUUAUACUUCAAGUAAGAAAGCUUGGAGAUUGGACAGAACGGUUAUGCCAGUUGGCCGAAACGACCGACUUCACAGACGUUCUACUGGAAGGUCCCUAUGGGGCCAUGUCGAUAGACUUGGAAGACGAUAACAAGUACACCAUGGUGUUAUGUGUCUCGGGUGGAAUCGGUGUGACACCGUGCCAAUCCGUUGGCAAGCAUCUCUUGUUGAAACAUCGGCAAGAGGGCCGACGAUUGAAAAAGCUGAACUUUGUUUGGGCGGUCAGAGACUUGCAAAUGGUCGAAGAUAUUCCUCCAUUGUUCUUGGGAGCGACACCAACCACAAAGGACAAUAGCGAAGCUGCUCAAAUAGAAGAAGACUACUCCAAGUCCAGCCCAGAAUAUCAGCGAAUGAUGGAACGAUCUGAUUACUUUCGCAGUUCUAAAUUUGAUGAGGAUUUGAGGACACCUCAUGCCAGUGGGUUCGAGUUGCUUCGUCGUCCCGCAGUGGUACAAGCCGACAUUUAUUGCACGCAGCAAAAACUGGCCAAUGACAUUGAGAGAGCCAAUGCCACGAUUUCAUUGCCAUACAAUCUUUGCAGUGGACGUCCCGACCUGGACAAAAUCUUUGAAGAAAUGAAGGAAAGUGCAAUUGCCAUGGGAGAAACGAACGUUGCUGUGAUUGGAUGUGGUCCAGCAAAGCUAAUAGAUGCCGUACAAGAGGCUUGUCGCAAGCACAGUUCAAGUGUUUUGUUGGGUGCUUGCGGAGAUGAUUCAGUAUUCUUUGACUUUCACAAGGAGCACUUUGAAUUGUAA
Molecule: messenger RNA, 1872 nt
Organism: Cylindrotheca closterium
Lineage: Eukaryota; Bacillariophyta; Bacillariophyceae; Bacillariales; Bacillariaceae
Source: the annotation of a GenBank genome assembly